Loxodonta africana (African savanna elephant) is the source of this 5808-nucleotide messenger RNA. It is a transcript of the gene HFM1, whose product is annotated as helicase for meiosis 1. NCBI's taxonomy places the organism in Eukaryota, Metazoa, Chordata, Mammalia, Proboscidea, Elephantidae. The record is from RefSeq and is a predicted model, not a curated record. Bases 1835 to 5293 code for a protein of 1152 amino acids. The transcript is spliced from 33 exons. Gene Ontology annotation, molecular function: nucleic acid binding; ATP binding.
GGAUUUCAUUUUACUUGGAUGCACAAUCAACAGCCAUGGAAGCAGCAGUCAAGAAAUCAAAAGAUGCAUUGCAUUGGGCAAAUGUGCUGCAAAGGACCUCUUCAAAGUGUUGAAGAGCAAAGAUGUCACCCUGAAGACUAACGUGCGCCUGACCCAGGCCAUGGUAUUUUCAAUCGCAUCAUAGGCAUGUGAAAGCUGGACAAUGAAUAAAGAAGACCGAAGAAGAGUUGAUGCCUUUGAAUUGUGGUGUUGGCAAAGAACAUUGAAUAUACCAUGGACUGCCAAAAGAACGAACAAAUCUGUCUUGGAAGAAGUGCAGCCAGAAUGCUCCUUAGAGGCAAAGAUGGCGAGACUGUGUCUUACAUACUUUGGACAUGUUGUCAGGAGGGAUGAAUCCCUGGAGAAGGACAUCAUGCUUGGCAGAGUACAGGGUCAGCGGAAAAGAGGAAGACCCUCAACAAGGUGGAUUGACAGGAUGGCUGGAACAACGAGCUCAAGCAUAACAACGAUUGUAUAAGGAUGGCACAGGACCUGGCAGUGUUUCGUUCUGUUGUGCAUAGGGUCGCUAUGAGUCGGAACCGACUCGACGGUACCUAACAACAACAUAACAACAUCAUUGGAGAGAUUUUAAUGUGGUUUCAAGAGGGACUUUAACUUGAAUUCCAGCUGAGAUUUAUUGAAAAUUAUCUCUGCAUCAAGGAGCCCUGGUUACACAAUGGUUAAGCACUGAGCUGCUAACUAAAAGGUUGGCAGUUCAGACCCAUCUAACAACUCUGUAGGUGAAGGACCUGACAUCUGCUCCUGUAAAGAUUACAGCCUAGAAAACCUGUGGGCCAGUUCUACUCUGCCACAUGGCAUCCACUAUAAGUCAAAAUUAACAACACAUAACAUCACUGAGUCAAACACUAUAUAAUUUACUAUGAGCUAGGUUGUGUUAAUAACUUCUGUCUUAACUGGAUUCUGUAGAGGAGCAAAACCAGUGAGACAUAUUUAUAAUUGUUUACAGAGAGAUUUACUUCAAGGAAAUGGCUCAUGAGAUUGUGAGGGCUAGCAAGUCCCAAAUCCGCAGGUCAGCUGGUAGGCUGGAGACUUCUACAGGCUUACAUCCCAAGGUCCAGAGGUCCAGUAACAAUAGUGCAGGGUUGAGAGAGAGAGAGUGCUCUGCCAGGAGAGAGAGAGAGAAAGCACUGUGCCAGAAGAAAGAGAGUGCUCUGCCAGAAUAUCCAUUUAUAUUCUGGAGGCAGACCACACCCUCAAGGAAGCUCCCCUUUUAACUGAUUGGUUGAUCACAUCACAGGAUGUGAUUACAAUAUGUUAUGUUACGUCAGGUCACACAACAGCAUCCAGUCCACUAUCUGUCAAACCACUGAGAAUCAUGCCUAGCCAGAUUGACAGAUAAAAUUAACCAUCACAAACUCCUCUUAAACAGAAGUUAAAAAACUUCUUACAGUUAGUGCGGUCUUAAUUAGUGCACUAUACUGCCUUUCCUAUUAUUCCAGCAAUCCAUCAGUUCCUAUAUGUAUGUCUUCAUAUGAAUAUAAUUGCUUAAAUAAUUGUUUAUUUGUGUUCUCAGAUAUAUCAGGUCUUAUCUCUCCUAAUAGAUUUUAGCAGCCUCAAUUAUAGGAACUCACUUUCUUCUUUAUUUAUAGCUUCCUGCAGCUUUCUAUUUCCAGAAAUAUAUUCUGCAUCUAGGGUUUAAUGAAUGUGGUUGACAAAUUGUGACUCAGACUAAGAGGAAUAUCAUCUUCUUUACACAGAUAGGAAUUUCGUGAUUUGUGCUCCAACUGGUUCUGGGAAAACUGUAGUGUUUGAACUAGCUAUAAUAAGAUUGCUAAUGGAAGUCCCAUUGCCAUGGUUGAACAUUAAAAUUGUUUACAUGGCACCAAUAAAAGCCCUGUGUAGCCAGCGUUUUGAUGACUGGAAAGAAAAAUUUGGACCACUAGGACUGAACUGUAAAGAGCUCACAGGAGAUACCGUCAUGGAUGAUCUUUUUGAGAUUCAGCAUGCCCAUAUUAUUAUGACAACUCCAGAAAAAUGGGAUAGCAUGACUAGGAAAUGGAGAGACAACUCUUUGGUCCAACUGGUUCGACUUUUUUUCAUUGAUGAGGUACACAUUGUGAAAGAUGAGAAUCGUGGUCCCAUUCUUGAAGUUGUAGUCAGCAGAAUGAAAACUGUACAGUCGUUACCUCAGACUUUAGAAAACACCAGCACUAUUAUUCCAAUGAGAUUUGUAGCUGUAUCUGCAACAAUUCCAAAUGUUGAAGAUAUUGCAGAAUGGCUUUCCGAUGGUGAGAGACCUGCUGUAUAUCUGAAAAUAGAUGAGAGCCACAGACCAGUGAAACUUCGAAAAGUGGUCCUUGGAUUUCCCUGCAGUAAUAACCAAACUGAGUUUAAGUUUGACUUAACCCUCAAUUACAAAAUCGCCAGUGUUAUACAAACAUACUCUGAUCAGAAACCCACACUUGUGUUUUGUGCAACAAGGAAAGGUGUGCAACAGGCUGCUUCUGUUCUUGUGAAAGAUGCUAAAUUUAUUAUGACUAUGGAACAGAAACAGAGGCUACAGAAGUGUGCACAUUCCAUAAGGGAUUCAAAACUGAGAGAUAUUGUCAUACAUGGUGUUGCUUAUUAUCAUGCUGGUAUGGAGCUGUCAGAUAGAAAAGUAGUUGAAGGAGCUUUUACUGUUGGAGAUCUGCCUGUUCUUUUUACUACCAGUACUUUAGCUAUGGGAGUAAAUUUGCCUGCUCAUCUAGUAAUUAUAAAAUCUACAAUGCAUUAUGCUGGAGGAAUGUUUGAAGAAUACAGUGAAACAGAUAUUCUACAGAUGAUUGGUAGAGCUGGUCGACCUCAAUUUGACAGUACAGCUACUGCAGUUAUUAUGACUCGAUUAAGUACAAAAGAAAAGUACAUUCAGAUGUUAGCUUGUAGUGACACGGUAGAAAGCAGUUUGCAUAGACAUCUUAUUGAACAUUUAAAUGCAGAGAUAGUAUUGCAUACUAUCACAGAUGUGAACAUUGCUUUGGAAUGGAUACGAUCAACCUUGCUUUAUAUAAGAGCCUUGAAAAAUCCAUCUCAUUAUGGUUUUUCAUGUGGAUUGAACAAAGAUGGAAUUGAAGCAAAAUUACAAGAAUUAUGUUUGAAGAAUUUGAAUGAUUUAUCAUCUCUAAAUUUGAUAAAGAUGGAUGAAGAUGUUAAUUUCAAACCAACUGAGAUCGGAAGAUUGAUGGCUUGGUAUUAUAUUACAUUUGAGACGGUGAAGAAAUUUUGUACAAUCAGUGGAAAAGAAACUUUAUCAGAUCUGGUCACAAUGAUAGCCAGCUGCCAAGAAUUUCUAGAUAUCCAGUUAAGAAUAAAUGAAAAGAAAACACUGAAUACUUUGAACAAAGAUCCACAUCGGGUAACUAUCAGAUUUCCAAUGGAAGGAAAAAUUAAAACAAGGGAAAUGAAAGUAAAUUGUCUUAUUCAGGCUCACCUAGGAUGCAUCCCCAUACAAGACUUUGCUUUGACACAAGAUACAGCGAAGAUUUUCAGAAAUGGCUCACGAAUUACAAGAUGGUUGUCAGAUGUUUUGGCUGCUCAAGAAAAGAAUUUUGCUGCACUGUUGAACAGUUUGAUUUUAGCUAAGUGUUUUAGGUGUAAACUUUGGGAAAACUCUCUGCAUGUAUCCAAACAGUUGGAAAAAAUUGGUAUAACAUUGUCAAAUGCAAUGGUAAAUGCAGGUUUGACUUCCUUUAAAAAAAUAGAAGAAACAGAUGCAAGGGAACUUGAACUGAUUUUAAAUAGGCAUCCCCCUUUUGGAACCCAGAUAAAAGAAACUGUGAUGCAUCUACCGAAAUACGAACUUAAAGUGGAACAGGUUGCAAGAUAUAGUGAUACAACAGCAGAAAUAUUAGUUACCAUUACGUUAAGAAACUUUGAACAGCUACAAACUAAAAGAACAGCACCGGAUUCUCACUAUGUUACCUUGAUAAUAGGUGAUGCAGAUAAUCAAGUGGUUUUUAAACACAAAAUUUUGGAUUCUGUUUUGCUAAAAGCUGGAAAUUGGACCAAAAAGAUUGAUGUGAAAAGAACUCAUAAAUCUGAAGAUCUUAGCAUAAAUCUAAUUAGUUCUGAAUAUGUUGGACUUGAUAUUCAGCAAAAAUUUACAGUCUUUUACUUAGGACCCAAGAGGUUUGGAAAUGAAAUAAUUAUGCAAAGAAAAUCAGAAACAGAGAUUUCCCAUUCUAAACAUUCAGAUAGAUCUGUAGCAGGACUCAGUAAAGGAACGACUGCCUACAAAAAACUGGGAAACCGAGAAUGUAAUCAUCACUGUAAAAAUAAACAUACAUGUGGACAUGACUGCUGUAAAGUUGGAGUUGCACAGAAGUCAGGUGUUAAAGAGCCAACAAUCUCUUCAUAUUUAUCUGAUUUAAGAAACAGGAAUGCCGUUUCAUCUCUUCCUCCAGUUAAGCGUCUCAAGCUGCAGAUGAAUAAAUCUCAAAGUGUGAACCUUAAAGAGUUUGGUUUUACUCCAAAAUCUUCCCUUCCCGGUAUAUCAAGGUCAGAAUAUUCAAACAUACUUGAAUUGCCUAUAAUGGAACAGUGGGAUCAGCAUGAAAUCUGUGAAAAAUUUCACCAACAAGAACCAUCUGAAUAUCAAAACAAAGAUUUUUCUAGAUGGAACCAUCCUAGAGCUUCAAAUGAGAAAGCUCCUCAAACAAUGCUGUCUAACAGAAAUUUUGCAUCUGGAAACCAAAAUUUGACAGAUGUGGCUAAAAGCAACUCCUCAUUUUCAGAAGUUUUGAAUGUGAACUUUGAAUUGGGAAAUGAAGUUUGGGAUGAUUUUGAUGAUGAAAAUUUAAUAGAAGCGACUAGCUUUUCAACUGAAACUGACAAGACAGACACAUCAGGAUUUGGAAACACUUUGAGUUCAAGUACCAGAGGACAUAAGCUAACCCUCCAAGAGUCAAAGAGCCAGUUCCAAAGAGAAAUGUCAAAAAGCUUUGUUUCAGCAAAUGAGGAGCCAGUUAUUUCCAAUUUCAGUGCAUCCUCCAUGACAAAAUUACCUCAGCAAGCUGGAAGUACAAAUAUGGUCUGUUUACAAGAAAAUAAACAACAAAGUCUUUCACCAGAGAUUAAAAGAUUAUACUUUCCUCACUCUGAAAAUAAAUCAAAUUCUUCAAAUUUUGCUGAGAAAGUGGACUUUUUUAUUAGAAACAGUGAAUGUAAAAAGGGAAUUGAUUUCAGUAGGUAUCAUCCUGAUGAUGCAGCUGAUGAAAUGAAGUCUUUCCUGGGAAUAUUUGAUGGCAUUUUCUAAAGCAAACAAACACAUAAAAAUGCCUCAUAUGUUAGUAAGAUAAAGUGUAAAGGAACCUUAUCACAAAACAUGCUUUUUAUUUUUAAAAAGUAGUUCAUAAUGUUCAAUUUUUUUCUCUUGAAUUUGAUCAGUUUUGCCAAUUUUUUACAACAAAAUAUUUGGAUAGAUUUAUUUUCCCAUUAUAUUGUAACUUCUUGAAAAGUACUUUACAGGUUUUGUUGUUGUUGUUGUUGUUGUUAGUAAGCUGAUAAUUAAUUUGCCCUUAGAAUUAAUUAUUUUGGUUAUUAACUGGAUUUUGACUGGAACUAAUUUAAAAUCUCAUUUUUAUAUUUUCUUAACAAGAAAAAAGUAUUCUGUAAAAGCAAAAUAAUGCUAGUUAGUGACUGUACUUAUUGUAUGGCUUGUUCAUCAAUAUUGUUCUCUUGUAUUUUACUAAUGAUCUUUAACAAUCCAACAACUUGCUGAACCUGUUGUUACAUAACUUUGAGCAACAAUAAAACGUGAAUCGAUAUAGA